GGUGACUCGGACUGACCCGGAAGCGAAACGCAGGGAACUUCCGUUCUUUGUUCUGUCCCCGGUGUGUGGCUCUGUGACAGGGUCCAGCGGGGCCUGGUCGGUGUCCAGCCCCCCAAAUCUCCCGUCCCUGCCCCCAGGUCAUACAGCACUGGCAUCAAUUAAGUCACAGUUCCCAGGGACUUGAACAGAGGCUGCCAAGGUCCCAGUAAUUGCCACUCUGGCCUUCCAGAGACUAAUUCCAAAGAAGGAAGGAACAGAUCCAGCAGAACCUGCUUCCUGCUGACUCUGCACAUAGGAGACCAGAAAUCCGAGCUUCUAGCCCUACCCAUGGAAACUCAGGCGGAUCGUGUAUCUCAGGAACCUCAGGCCCUGCUGGAGAGUGCUCUUCCUUCCUCAAAAGUUCCCGCGUUUUCUGACAAGGACAGCCUGGGGGAUGAGAUGUUGGCAGCCGCGCUCCUUAAGGCCAAGGCCCAGGAGUUGGUGACCUUUGAGGAUGUGGCUGUGUACUUCAUCCGGAAGGAGUGGAAGCGUCUGGAGCCAGCUCAGAGGGACCUCUACAGGGAUGUGAUGCUGGAGAAUUACGGGAACGUGUUCUCGCUGGAUGGUGAAACCAGAACUGAGCAUGAUCCAGAAAUCUCUGAAGAUUCAGGACCACACGGGGUGCUAUUGGGAAGAUUCCAAAAGGAUAUUUCUCAGGGUCUUAAGUUUGAAGAAGCCUAUGAACAAGAAGUCCGUCUGAAGAGGCAGCUGGGGAGCUCCUCUGGAGAGAGACUGAAUAGGAAGAUACAGGAUUUUGGUCAAGUGACCGUUGAGGAAAAGCGGACUCCCGUGGGAGGGAGAAGUGAGAAAUGCAGUGACUUGGGGAGCAGCUUCACUGUGAGUCCCACUCUUGUUUCCCAUCAGAGACUUCCUGGGGGAGACAGACCCCAUAAGUGUGAUGAAUGUAGCAAGAGCUUUAAUCGAACUUCGGACUUAAUUCAGCAUCAGAGAAUCCACACCGGGGAGAAGCCCUACGAAUGCAGUGAGUGUGGGAAGGCCUUCAGCCAGAGCUCGCAUCUUAUUCAGCAUCAGAGAAUCCACACUGGAGAGAAGCCCUACGAGUGUAAUGACUGUGGGAAGACCUUCAGCUGCAGCUCCGCUCUCAUCCUCCAUCGGAGGAUCCACACCGGGGAGAAACCCUAUGAAUGUAACGAGUGUGGGAAAACCUUCAGCUGGAGCUCCACCCUUACUCAUCACCAGAGAAUCCACACUGGAGAGAAACCGUAUGCUUGUAAUGAAUGUGGGAAGGCCUUCAGCAGGAGCUCCACCCUCAUUCAUCACCAGAGGAUCCACACUGGAGAGAAGCCCUAUGAAUGUAACGAGUGUGGGAAGGCCUUCAGCCAGAGCUCACACCUCUAUCAGCACCAGAGGAUCCACACUGGAGAGAAGCCCUAUGAAUGUAUGGAAUGCGGAGGGAAGUUUACCUAUAGUUCAGGCCUUAUUCAGCAUCAAAGAAUCCACACAGGGGAGAACCCCUAUGAAUGUAGCGAGUGUGGGAAAGCCUUUAGGUACAGCUCAGCUCUUGUUCGCCACCAGCGAAUUCACACUGGAGAGAAGCCUUUGAAUGUAAUGGGAGUGAGCAAAAGUUCACUCAGAGUUACUGCUGAAUUAAAUAUCGGCGAGUCUACCUGAAAGAGAGCCACACAUCUAUCUUCCUCACUUCCUCUGAGUCUCAAGAGCUCCUGCCUUACCAUAAUAGGACGGACAACUUCAGGCGUGUCCCUUCCGACUCAGACCUUUGACCUUAGAGAAUGGGGCAGAUUGGGCAGAUCAUCCUGGUGCAGUGAUUAGUAACCUAGUCAGUUUCCCCAGCAAUGACACCAGCCUUGAGAGAUUAGGAUGCAGGCGGCGGAUUAACUGCCGGGAGUAGUGGGGAGCUCGGGGACCAGUCUCCUUCCGCUUUGGAAGGGAGUUUGCACUAGACCAUUUUUUCUCACACCAGAGGAGCCUUUCUUUCCAAGGUGGAGAUGGAAGCACAGUAGGAAUAAAAUUCCAAGGAUUCCUCUAGUUGGAGUCAGUAUAGUCAGCACAGAAGAAAGUGGAAAGAAUGUUCUGGGUCAUGUUUUUGCUAGGAAGGGGAAAUGGAAGCUGCAUUUCAAAGCCACUGCUUCCAAUCCAGCUAUAAAGUUUGAUAAGGAAUGUGCUAUUUUGUUUCAUGACUCCACUAAUUAUGGAUAUUGGCUGCCGAGGCAUUUGUUAUUUUGUUGGGCGUGGGGAAAGACCCUAAGAGAGGUUUUUUUGGUGACUGUACCCUUCAGGGCUCUUGGAGCAGCGAGACCAAGUUUCCAAGAGCAGUCCGACGAGUUGGGUGAACUCACUCUUUCCUGAUUUGAUAGGACUAAUUGGGAAAUCCAGCUGAUCAGUGAGUCCGACAUGGGGGAAAGGAUCAAAAGCUUUCAGCACUGGCCUCUGGUUCCUUUGUCCUCUUUCCUUCUCCCUCCUCUGACUCCUGUGAUGGAAGGUGAUUUCAUCUAAAGCCCUAGUUACUAAGGAUGCUGUUACAGAGCUCGCACAGCCAGCUUGCCCUGCCCUCUGAUACUGUAACCUAUGGCAUCUGCCCCGCAGCCAGACCUCUCUUGACCCCACCUCUGACUUCGGCAGCCAAGUAUGAAUGCAGAGAGCAGAGCCCAGAGGAGGAAGCUCAGGGCUCCUUGCUGGGCUGAGAUGGAGCACCCCGAGUUUUUCCAUCUGAAGAGAUGACCUCUCAUGACAUAUUCCCAACCAUGCUCAUCCUGUAGCAUCCAUGAAGUACACUAUUAAACAGAAUAGUUUUCCAGAA
Sus scrofa (pig) is the source of this 2818-nucleotide messenger RNA. RefSeq names its product zinc finger protein 3 (gene ZNF3). Gene Ontology annotation, biological process: regulation of transcription by RNA polymerase II. The record is from RefSeq and is a predicted model, not a curated record. Gene Ontology annotation, molecular function: RNA polymerase II cis-regulatory region sequence-specific DNA binding; DNA-binding transcription factor activity, RNA polymerase II-specific. Lineage: Eukaryota; Metazoa; Chordata; Mammalia; Artiodactyla; Suidae.